AUUGACCCGGUCGGGCCCAGGACGAUGCAGAGCGACGCAGCGGUGGACGACGUUCGGGCCAACGCGCUUGCGCAGAUCGACAUGCUACAUGAGGGGAUCCUGGCGUUCCACAAGCAGUUCCUCAAGGACCAGGCGGCCAAGGAGGUCAUGGAUGAGCCUUCCGAGACUGCAUCCAAGCAAGACGACGCGAGCCUGGAGCAUGCCAAGGUUGUCCACGAGCUCCGCGAGAGCCUGCAGGAAGUGCUCCGGCGGAACGAGGAACUCGCGACCGAGAUGGCGGCCAGUCGACUGCAAGAGGUGCAGUGGAAGCGCCAGAUCGACCAGCUUCAGCACCACCAAGCCAUACUGACGUCGCAGCUCCAGCACCAGCAAGCGACCCACGACGCGCAGCGCAAGCAGCUCCACAUGAAGGACUCGCUCCUCGCCAACUACCGGUCGUCGAUCCGUACCCUCGAGAACAAGCUCAUCUCGAACGCCAAGCGCUAAGCAAGGCGACGAUGGCUGCCACCACGAUGCGAGAGGGAAACAGAGAUAAAGCAUCGGGAGUCUCAGACGCACGGAUACACGAC
Messenger RNA from Saprolegnia diclina VS20, 569 nucleotides. RefSeq lists its product as hypothetical. NCBI's taxonomy places the organism in Eukaryota, Oomycota, Saprolegniomycetes, Saprolegniales, Saprolegniaceae. Bases 25 to 486 code for a protein of 153 amino acids. The transcript has 3 exons. The record is from RefSeq and is a predicted model, not a curated record.